Rhizophagus irregularis DAOM 181602=DAOM 197198 is the source of this 393-nucleotide messenger RNA. The record is from RefSeq and is a predicted model, not a curated record. NCBI's taxonomy places the organism in Eukaryota, Fungi, Glomeromycota, Glomeromycetes, Glomerales, Glomeraceae.
AUGUCAUUAGCAAAAACAAGUGUUCAAAUCACAGUAUCAGAAGGUGCUAUAACAGAAUUUAUUGGGAUGCUUAUGCAAUUCAAUAUGAAAUAUCGGUAUAGUACUGGAUUUGGUAUAGAAGAAACUCAAGAUUUAUCUAUGGAAACUCAAUCAAAUAGCCGGAUACCUUUGGCCAAUUUGGAUACCAAUAACAAUUAUAAUAUUUCUAAUCCAGAAUAUCAUAGACCGAAAGGGAGACCUCCAAAAAGGUAUAAAUCAUCAAUAGAAGAAAAUUCUACUAAAAAUACUUCGUCUAAAAAGUGUAGUUAUUGUUUGGAUAAAGGACAUAAUAUUCGAAGUUGUGCAAAAUACAAGGUUGAUAAGGAGAAUAUGAAUAGCAUUACAAAUCAUUAA